CACCGCUCCGGGCUCCAAGAUCCCCCGGCCCCCGACCCGGGAGACCCACGCCGCGGAGAGGAAGAACGGGGCAGAGGGGCCUGGUGUCCCCGAGGCAGCCGCAGGGCCCGGGGCCCAGACGGGAAAGAAAGAUGGAGAAACGGAGUGAGACAACCCUGCACACUCACACUUCUGCUGGGUUCCUGGGACUGCGAGAAGCGGGGAGGGAACGAUUCUCGGCCUCUUCUACUUCGUAGGGGCCUUCACCUCAGCCUGCCGGUCAGCCACCCAGCCACCGCCAUCUUGAAACCUCGCGCCCCUCCGCCAUCCUUACGUCACUUCCUAUUCCUAAGGACCCAGGAUCUUAGCGUUUCUUGGCCCUGGCACCAUAGAGACGAACCAAGACCCCCAGGACCAGAGUCUCUUCCGCUCCACAUCAUACCGUAUUGGUUGAUUCAGUGCUAAGGGCCCGCCCCCAUGGCGCAGAACCGCAGUAAUUGACACUUCUUUAGACCAAUAGAAAGAAAAACCUAGCGGGUCGGAUAGGUGAUUGGCUGAUGAGAGGACUACUUUGCCUCUCCGACCGAGAAGAUUUGACUUAAUUUCCGGAAGCUCUUGUUACGGCUGUGCAGGAUACCGGCCUUUUCGGGCCAGGGUGCUGUUUUGCGGACAGUCGGCUGGACUUGUUAGUUUUUGUUUUUUUUUUGUUCUUUGUUUUUUUUCCUGAUGUAAGCAAGUGUGGUCUCUUGAGAGUGUCUGUCUGAAAACGGAUCCCUGAAUAACAUUUGCUAGUGUGCCUGUUGCGCUUUGCUACCAUCACGGCCGUUCCCAAGUUUAUAGGCACAACAGAACGUUUGUAGACCUGAGCGAACGAAUCAUCAGUGCCCGUGUGAAAGUCCCAGAUUGUUCGUAAACUAUAGAUUAAUCUACGUUCUCAGAUAUUAUCAUGAAGUGAAAACUCCAGUUUCUGACUGAGUUUGGAAGACCAUCAGCAACAUUCCAAUUCAGAUAUUUAGUACUGAAACAUUUUUGUUGGAGAAAUGUCUUCAGAAUCAGAAGAGGAUAAAGCGAGGCUGGUUCAAGCUGCCAAAACAUUUUUCCUUCACAUGCAAGAUCUUGCUGCCUUCACUAACAUGCUUAUUGAAUUGUUUAACAGCACUAUGAAUACUCAGAUCCAGUCCAUAACUGUGAAAGAAGAUGAUAAUGCCAAGGAUGUCUUUGAACAAAUGUUCAAAAUUUUUAAAGAGAUGCAAUCUGUAGUGGAGACAAAGUAUGACCAAAUGCAAAAGGAACCUUUAUAUUCCAAGAUUGCAACAGCUGUUUGCUCUGUGGUUGAGAAUACCACCAAUGUAAAGGAGUUGCAGCAGUCAGCUAAAGAAGUGUUCAAAACUGUUCAAACACCAGUCAUUCUCUCUGCAUUGAAUAGUAGUAACAUCCUUAGGAUUUUGGAAUCUUCUCUUUCACUCUUGAUGAAAUAUCCCGUCAUGAAUCUUCAGUUAGGUGACCUCUAUAGAAAAGACACCAAAGAGCAAUCAGAUGCCAACACAUCCAAGAAAAACACAAGUCCGGGUCCAUCCAAAAUUGGUACAAUAGACAUCUUGAAAAAAUUGCAGGAUGCGCUAGAAACUGAGGAUUCCAAGAAUACCAUCAAGUCAAUUGCAGUUCAGUUGGAGGAGGUUGUCAAAACAAUAGCGCCUAUCUUAGAAGUCCUCCAAAAAGCCAUAAAUACUAUGGAAACCAAGGUUUCUGUGCCCAAGAAAGCCAAUUACUAGUAGGAGUGCAACAGAACUGCUCAUUUCUAUCAGAAAAUCAUUUCGUAUCCUGUGAAUAUUUGGAGUAUGUUUUAAGACCUUUGAUGCCACAAAUGAGUUAUGUUAGGACAGAAGUACAAAGAGUAGUCACCCAGUAGACCAUUUACCUCAAGUUUUGCUUUAUUCAAAUAAAAAUAAUCAAAGAAAA
Messenger RNA from Canis lupus familiaris (dog), 1938 nucleotides. It is a transcript of the gene C27H12orf60, whose product is annotated as chromosome 27 C12orf60 homolog. Bases 1020 to 1751 code for a protein of 243 amino acids. The record is from RefSeq and is a predicted model, not a curated record. The transcript is spliced from 3 exons. NCBI's taxonomy places the organism in Eukaryota, Metazoa, Chordata, Mammalia, Carnivora, Canidae.